Pollicipes pollicipes is the source of this 952-nucleotide messenger RNA. Its product is annotated as ATP synthase subunit C lysine N-methyltransferase. Gene Ontology annotation, cellular component: mitochondrion. Gene Ontology annotation, biological process: regulation of mitochondrial ATP synthesis coupled proton transport; positive regulation of proton-transporting ATP synthase activity, rotational mechanism; peptidyl-lysine trimethylation. NCBI's taxonomy places the organism in Eukaryota, Metazoa, Arthropoda, Thecostraca, Pollicipedomorpha, Pollicipedidae. The transcript is spliced from 5 exons. The record is from RefSeq and is a predicted model, not a curated record. Gene Ontology annotation, molecular function: protein-lysine N-methyltransferase activity; flavin adenine dinucleotide binding. The coding region runs from base 416 to 952 and encodes 178 amino acids.
GGGACGUUCCUUAAAAACCAAUCACCCAUACUGCAAUGGCAGUCAGAUGUCGGGGCACAGUUUGUGUGGCCUCGGUUCGUAAUCCAGAUGUACUGGUUAGGGCCUUGGUACCUUGCUUGGUACUAGUGGGGUCUAAAAAGCCGGCGUGUGACGCGGACGCGCAGGUUUUCCGAAACGGCUCGUCCGAUCACCUUGAAGCCUUCGCCAAUCAAUUGCAACGUGCAACGGGGCUGAGCCAUCAUAUGGUCUGAAGAGACAGGCAGAGCUGCUUUGGGCUGGCUGCAGCAGACACCUGCCCUGCCCUGCCCUGCCCUGCCCUGCCCUGCCCUGCCCUGCCUGCCCUGCCCUGCCCUGUCCUGAUCUGACCUGACUGUGCUGACCUGACCUGACCUGACCUGACCCCAGCUGAGGCAUCAUGGACACAGACCUGCAAGGGGAGCUGGAGGCAGCGCCACCUGCCGAGCGGCCGCGCAGCAAGGUGGCGCUGGUGAUGGCCUCCAUCACGGGCGCCGCCGCCGUCGGCCUUACCGUUGUCAGCUGGCCCUUCGUGGCGCCCGCCUUCAGAAAGGUGUGUUUGCCGUACGUGCCGGCCACCACGGAGCAGGUGAUGAACGUGCUGCGCGUGCUCAAGGGUCGCUCCGGCCCGCUGGUCGACCUCGGCAGUGGCGACGGCAGAAUCGUAAGUCUCCACCGCUCUGGGGGCGAAGCAGUGACUCCGUACGCUCUGACUGCCUGGGUUGCCGCUGGCUGGGUGUGGCCGUGUUACGAUGGCGUCGCGGCGGCGCAGGAGACGGUUCGGUACACGGUGAUGAAGCGGCGCCCGGGCCGCAUCUCGCACCUGCUGCCGCACAGUAUCGCCCUGGAGACGCUCAGCCACACGCAGACGGCCGAGGAGAUCCUGGCCGACUCGGAGGGUGAUGCCCACAGCCUCGGCAAGCGCGUCUCGGUGUAG